GUUAAUUUUUUCCCAAGUUUCCUAAAAUACAUUUCUUGGAUUUAUCUCUCGAUCAACGAACAAAUCAUUCGAAGAUUCUUAAUCUCAGUCACCUUGAUCAUUCUCGUUCCUUCUCUUUUCGUAUUUAAUGAAAAGGAAGAAACAAGUGGGUAUGUUAACCUCUUUCCCCAGCCCUCCUCGGGCUUACUGUUGCUGCUGAUGCUGCUGUUGCUUCUGCCCCUCGCAACACCCCCACUUUAUCGCACACACUUUUCUCAUCUCUCUCUCUCUCUCUCUCGCUCGCUCACUCACUCACUCACUCACUCACUCACUCACUCACUCUCGUUGGUUGACCCGCUAAAAUAGACAAAGCUUUAUUCCCGGCCAAAGUCAGAGAUAUUAACAGUCCCCAAUCUCCACACGUAGUCGGUACAUCGUCGUCGGUUCGACAAGUUUAAUAUUGAUUUAUAAAUCGACCUGCUUCUUUUCAAUUAGUGUCUGAUAUUUUCCUUUUAAUUCGAUCUUCUUCUUUUCCUUAUUUUCCUUUUAAUUCGAUCUCUCUUAUCAUUCUUAAAUCAUCGAGUAAUAGUGCUUGAAUUUGAAAAUUUACUUGAAAAUUAAGAUAAUGUUAUGUAUGAUCCUUAGAGAAUAGACAUAUAUACGGUCAUUAACGAAUAAAUAAUAAGAAAUAACAAGGAAAAAUAUUAUAAAGUUUAUCGUUAUGUUUUUGAAAGGUUAUGAAAAUGUUGGUAAUAUCGGAAAUUAUUUUGAGCAUAUAUUUUCUAUUUUCCUUUCGAUUAAUCGAAAAUAUUAGUUGGUUUGGAAGAUGGCGACAUCAUGAUUACGUCAUAUUUUUACUUGUCAUUGCAUUUCUCCGAUAUUAUUAAAUAAAAAGAAAUUGAUUCGCGAUCAGAUAUGCCACAAUAUGAUGAAUCUUUUCUUGAUUCGCCAAUCUUCAGACGACGUGUACGAACUUAUUUCGUACAAAAGAAAUCCUCGACGAAAUCAAGAUCGUUCAAGAAUACGUCUGUACCUUUGUUGUUGGCCGUGACCGAUCUCAAUAACGAUUUCUCUGAUUCGCUUUCGAUCUGCAGUACGCAAGAAAGCAACGAGGAACGUUCAAACGGAAAGGCGCGCGGCGGUAAGCUCGCGCGUCGAGCACGCUCCUUUAAGGAGGACUUUUUGGAGAAGCUUUCACACAUGCGUUCUCCGGGUAGCGGUGGUACAGGGGCAGGCGGCGCAGAGAGCGUCGUAGGAGGAGCCGGCCGAGCAAGUUCACCUUCGUCGCCAAGAGCACCGCGUGAUAAAAAUGGAGUUGUUGGAAUUGGACUUGGAACAGGUGGAACAUCGUCGUCAUCGUCAGGAAAGGAUAGUAAUAAUGCAGCUGGUCUUGAAAAAAAUCCUUUACGAGACUUGCAUGUCCACGUGAGACAAGUACAGCUUGCUCUUCUGCAUUUUCGAGAUGUUGUCUCGAAAAAGAAAUUGGAAAUGUUGCCAGGUAAUGGGACAGUGGUUCUCGACACUGUUACCACCAUACACACGGUACUCAAGUCCUAUCUUCUCUAUGAAAAUAGUUCCACGCUAGGAUCCGCAACCAAUCAAGUUUAUCAAGCACUCGCUCAGUUAUUAAAGCUUUGCGACGAUGUCUUGUUACACGGCGAUCAAUCUUCUGCUUUGGAUACCGAAAAUGUUACCCAUAUUAUCGGUUUGGUCGAAGAAGCAGUUAAGAAUUUGGUUUCCCUUGCUCAUGAGAAGAUUUCCAAUCGACAGAAACCUGUUAGCAUUACGAUUAACAAUCGUGCAUCGGGUUAUGGAUUGGAACUUGCUCCUCAGAGGAACUCGCUGCCGGAUAUACCUUUAACACCUAGGGAAAGAGAGAUCUUAGAACAGACCGCUGCCAACAAUAGUCUUGUUCGAAGUUCUCAUAGUUCUGAAUCUAUUUUAAGGGAUUCGAGUCCACCACCAAAACCUCCUCUUCCUGAUAGAACGAACGUAUGCUUCUCCGAAGAAAAUAGUUCGUCAGGUACACCACCACCUUUACCACCGAAAAGAAGAACCAGAACUCAACAAUUGCUCGACGAGUCUGAGAGUUUCUUAGCAUCUAGUCUCGAUAGAGUUUCCUUGCGUAGUCGAUCACCGGAAGACUCUUCUUCUAUUUUAAGUGCAUCAGCUGGUAGUUUGGAUUCUGCUUUAAAUCAUUCGCGUGACGAGGAUGAAAUUCGAGCGAUCAUGGGACCAAACGAUGAGUCUCUCAAUGAUAGUAUGGAUCUCAGUCUUAUAGCUACCAUUAAAAGUAUGCAAGUUAAUGGGACCUCUAAUUGUGCUUGUUGGGAUAGUUCUGAAAGCAGUAUACCAAGUACUAUGUUACUAGGACAACAAACACCGCAAGAAAUUCUUAAUCCGUUCACCGGUAUUGAUGGAAAAAUAGAAAGAUUUUCAACCCAAACACAUGAAUCCGGUUUUGUGUCGAUGCAUUCACAAAGAAGUUCUUCUCAAAGUUACACGACUGCUUCUAGUACAACUUCAAAAAGGUCAUCGCAACAAAGCAGUAUCAGUUAUAGUUCCCAAACGUUUAGUACCCAACAACAAUCUCUUUAUCAACAAAAGUUUACAUCUGAUAGCAAUGGUUCUGUUUUCAUGCAAAAAACAAUGAGCAGCUCUAAAAGUACCACGGAUAAUAUGAAUAUAACGGGAAGUGGCGACGCCGUUAUGUUAGAAAAAUUGAAAAAUGAAAUGGAAUCAAUUACUAUAUCCGAUGCUAAUGGAAUACCACCUGCAUUACCAGAAAAACGAUCUAAACGGAGAAGAGAACGUCAACCGUCGCAAUACGACAAUGUACCUGAAAAUGAACAUUUGUCUACUUGCAGUUUGCAUACCAGUAACGGCGAUAGUUCGGAUACCAAUAAACCACCACCUCUUCCGCUGAAAAAAAAACAUAUGUUCCAAUCAGUGGCAUAUUCUGUUAUGGCAUACAUGGAGAUGUUUGGAAAUUGCUCUCACAGCAACAACGACUUCAUUUCUGGCCUUGGAACUCGUCAUUCUGUAGCAGCUUACAAUUCCAUGCAAGCAGAAUGGCAGCAACAUGAAAUGGCACUCACUACGACUCAAUCUUGUUCUUUUAUGGCUCAUACGGUAACUAACUUGCAUGACACCACAAGCGUUUCUAUAUCUAUGACUCCAAGCAUUACGGAAAUAACAAAUAAUUCUAGUCUUCCUCCGGCUUUACCACCAAAGAGAUCACGAUCUAUCAAAUCAAAUGCUACACCUUCGAUAGUUUCACCAAAGCCUACGAUUAGUAUGCAAAGCAUACAUACAUCUGAUUCAAUUUUAUCAUCGACUCCUGUCAAAAUUGAUGAGCCGUCGUCAUAUAAUGAUGCUUUUCUUGAUAAAAAAGAUGUUGUAUCGUCAACUCCAGUAAAAUUGAAUAUCACCGGUACUGCAUUAGACAUAGCAUUACCAACUUCCAGACCUGCAAGUAAUGCUCUAUCUUCUGUAUCCAUUAGCGAUAACACUUUGGAAUUAAGGGAUAUAGAUCAGGAUGAUAAUAUAUUGGAAGAAUUAGAUAUCAGUAAAUAUUUAGUUUUUAAAAAGUCUGAUGAAGAAGGACCCGAUAUACGUGGUGGACAUCCUGAUGCAUUAUUAAUUCAUGCUACCAAAGCAAAUAAGCAUGACGAAAAGGAAUCAGACUUUUUAUAUCAGGAAGCUUUUCUGACAACAUACAGAACAUUUAUGCAACCGCUUGAAUUAAUUCAAAAAUUACAUAAACGACAUCAACGUUUUUCCUGUUCUCCAGAUGUUACGAAGCAACGAGCAGCUCGAGAAGCUUUCUCCUUAUUAGUUAGAGUAGUCAGUGAUUUAACUAUGUCAGAUCUUGACGAUACCUUAUUACAAACUUUAAUGGAAUUCGUACAGCAAUUAGUAUGCAGUGGUGAUUUAACAAUGGCUAAAGCUUUACGAGUGAAAAUAUUAGAAAAGCAUGCCGCUAAACAAUUACAAUACGCACAACCAAUUUUAUCUUCUCUCAGUGUAACGACGAAACAAGCAUCACUUUUAGAUUUUAAAAGCGAACAAAUCGCAGAACAAAUGACUUUAUUAGAUGCAGAUUUAUUUAUGAAAAUUGAAAUUCCUGAGGUAUUAAUUUGGGCUCAGGAACAAAAUGAAGAGAGAAGUCCAAAUCUUACAAGAUUCACAGAACAUUUUAAUAAAAUGUCAUAUUGGGCUAGAUCCAGGAUAUUAGAGCAUAGAUUGGAGAACGAAGCUAAGGAUAGAGAAAAAUAUGUUGUCAAGUUCAUUAAAAUAAUGAAACAUCUUAGAAAAAUAAAUAAUUUUAAUAGUUAUCUUGCCUUGCUUUCUGCAUUAGACAGUGCACCAAUUAGAAGACUUGAAUGGCAGAAGCAUAUUACGGAAGGUUUGAAGGAAUAUUGUGCUCUUAUCGAUAGUUCAAGCAGUUUUCGAGCAUACAGGCAAGCUUUAGCAGAAACUCAACCACCAUGCAUCCCAUAUAUUGGGCUUGUGUUACAAGACCUUACAUUUGUGCAUAUUGGAAACAGUGAUUUGUUACCGGACGGUACUAUCAAUUUUUCUAAAAGAUGGCAACAAUUUAAUAUUGUUGAAAAUAUGAAGAGAUUCAAAAAAGGUACAUACUCCUUCAAGAAACACGAUCGUAUUAUUACGUUCUUCAACAACUUCAGUGAUUUCCUCUGUGAGGAAGCAAUGUGGCAAAUUUCUGAAAGUAUUAAGCCACGUGGUGGAAAGAAAGUUCAAUUGCAAAACUAGAACAUAUCUAACCCUUUCACUGCCUGUGUUUCCAAAUCAAAAGGCUGAAAUGGUGGAAAUUCAAAAUGAUUAUGUUUACAUGAGAAUUUGCUCUUUUCUGCGAUUCAAAAAAAAAAAAAAAUAAUAAUAAUAAUAAUGCAUAUACACGUAUAUAUACAUAGGUAGUAUGUAUUGAAGGAAGAAUCUAGUAUGUAUAUGUACGUAUGUGUGCGUAAUAUACGUACGUAUGUGCGACGCUCUGAGAGCGGUGAAAGGGUUAGCAUAGUCUACCCCAAUGUGUACGCAGCCUCUGUGAGGCUGUAUUUGAAUGUUUUUAAUUUAUACUCGCCGAAAAAAUACAAACAAAAGAAAAGAAAUACAAAAAGAUAAUAUACACAGUCCAGCCGAGACACAUGCGAUCUUGUACAGUAUUUGAAUUUUAAUGCAUUGUCUCUUCAAACAGAAUCAUAUGCAUGACGAGAGAGAGAGAGACAUCGAUAAUAAUCGAAAGUCAAAGUAACAGUCAAAAUCUAGUUAGCACAAAGUUAAGAGAUUAAUUAUACUAUCGUUAAUUCAAUGCAUUUCUCAUGAUCUUCCUCUUAAAUGCAAAUUGAUAUGAGAAAUACAUAUUUGCCUUGAUAUCCAAAUUGUAUUUAAAUAUGAUGUAUCUAUAAUAAUGCUUAGCUUAUAGAUAAAAAAGAAGAAGAAGUAAAGAAAGAAAAAACAAAAUAUGAUUUACAUUGAAAAAAACUACUAUUAUUACUACAUUAUUACACACACACACACACACACACACACACGCGUGUAUAUCUACACAUACAUAACUUAUUUAUUAUUUGCGUUUUGCAGACGAGAGAGAGAAACUGUAAAAGUAGUAGAUGUCAGUUAUCAUUUAAAUUAUUUAGAUAUAUGUGAACGUCCAUUUAUCUAGCUUUCACGUAGAUAGACAAGUUUCAAUAAUCAACUGAAAGUUGUCGAUUAUAACACAAGGAAGAACACCAAUUACGUUGAUUAAUGUAGAGCCAUCGUAAUCUUGAGUUGGCACAUCAAUGGACAAUGUGCAUCUCUAUACGAAUGGUAUGACUGAGAGAAAAACUGUUGCAUAUACUAUUGUAUAUGAUUAUAGGACAUAAUUUUUUUGUUAAUAACUUGUUGAUAGUUACCCAGCUUUAAGUCAGGAAUACAGGAUCAAUCAAUCAAAUUCAUCGAGUUAGACCUCUUAAUAUUGAUCAAAAGAAUGUGUAGUACGCGUUAUAGUAUAAUUAAAUGCUAUCAAACUAUUUUGACAAUUAUUGUUCAAAAUUGGCCUAAGCAUAUACUCUUUAUUAUUAUAAUAUAUAUCAGCUUUAUUUUGCAAAGGCCUAUACGCUCCAAUUAAAAUUAAAAAACAAAGGGUAGAAAAUGCAAACGUCAUAUCUACAUGAACACUUAGUAAAAUGCAAAUUUCAAAUUGUUCAAUUCAUUGCUUAGAAUUAAUAGUAGCAUGCCAAAUGCAUAAUAUAUUGUAAAUAUUUUUAAUAGUACGAAUAAUUUUUUUUCUUUCUUUCUUUCUUUCUUUCUUUCUUUUCUUUUUUUCUGUAUCUAGGCGUUGCUUCUGUGUAUCUAUUGAUAAUUUUAAAUAUACAGCAUACUAUUUGUAAUUAACUUUAUAUAUGCAGCAUCAAAUUCAAAUAUUUGUAUCGACAUAAUCUUUUGAAUGCCUUGUUACAUUUUUGUGUAAUAGUAUGCACACUGCCUUUAUAUUAUUUUUAUUUAAUUAAAAAUUAAAUUAAAUUAAAUUAAAUUAACAAAAAGGAAAUUGUUCGAUUAAGUUUGCCUUCUUUUUUUUCCACUAAUUUACACAUACACAAACACAAUAUUAUCAAUAAUGAAAAUACUUUGAUAGUCGUUAGGUAUUGAUCAAUUAAAUAUGACUUUAAAUAUAUGCAUAUUAAACGUGCAUGAUUUCUAUCGAAGAACCAAUAAUGUUAGCUCUGGAUAAAAGAAACAUCUAAAUAGAUACUUCUGUGUGCAUAAUUAUAAAACAUAAUAACGUAAAAGAGAUGUAAGAAAAGAUCAUAAAAAAAUUUGCAACGAAAUUACUACACUUAAUUAGAUAAGGUAUAAAAUACAGCUUUGCAUUAGUCGAAAUAACUGUUAAAAUUAAAGAAACAAGCCAAAUAAUAUUCAUAAUUAUCCUUCCUCCAAUGUUACACGCUACAAAGAUAUAGACAUAGCAUAGAUUUAAAGUAACAAUGUAUUUCCAUCUUCUAUUGAAUGUGCCAGCUUGGAAAAAAAAGAAAAAGAAAAAGAUAUAGAUACAAAAUUUAUGCUAAGACAAGAAAGAAAAAUUAAUAUUUUAAUCGUAUCAACUUUGUUAAAGCCAAUUAUAAAAGACAUUUUAUUAGAAAAUUUCAUAAUGUUUCAAUGUUCUUUCAGUUGUAAAGUUGUCGCGAGAAAUGGUUUUAAUAUCAAUAUUCACAUCAUUUUUACCUUCUUUUUAUAAUUGUUCUUAAUUUCGAGCUUACUAAAUCGCUAUUAUUUAUGCUUCAUCACAAAAGAUUAUGAACUGCAUAGCCAUUAAACAUAAAGCCUAUAUAUAUAUAUAUAUAUAUAUAUAUAUAUAUAUAUGUGUGUGUGUGUAUAAAUAUAUAUAUUCAGGAACAGACAACUUUUUCAACAUAUCAAAAUUAACAAGUCUAGUGAUAAUACAUGAAAUUCUUCAAACUAUGCGAUACUUCGGGAUAUUAUAAUUGUGACAAUUAUGCCAUUAUACUUGAGAUAUUUUUCUGAUAAAUUAUGAUAGUAAUUAAUUGUGUAUAUAACAUAUGCAUUGUCAUUUAAAAGUACAUACAUAUAUACACAAAAUUCAUUCAUAUUGGAACUUUAAAAACAAUAUGCAACCCAUAUCAUAAAUAUCAACAAAAGUUUUGUCAUAUUAAAUUAUCAUAUAGUAUCUCGACAUAUAAUCAUUGUACAAAUAGUUAAUAUAUAUCAUCCACAUCUUUUUUCAAAGUUCUUUGUACUUAUGAAUGUCCAAACUAUUCGUAUGCAUAUCAUGUUUUGAUCAAACGUUGAUUUUUCUUUUAUAAUAGGUGUACGAAAAAAAAAGAAACGAAAAUAAAAGUGUUUAGUGUUACUACAAGUA
This is a messenger RNA of Vespa crabro (European hornet), 7861 nucleotides long. It is a transcript of the gene C3G, whose product is annotated as guanine nucleotide-releasing factor 2. Gene Ontology annotation, biological process: Ras protein signal transduction; positive regulation of GTPase activity. NCBI's taxonomy places the organism in Eukaryota, Metazoa, Arthropoda, Insecta, Hymenoptera, Vespidae. The transcript is spliced from 17 exons. The record is from RefSeq and is a predicted model, not a curated record. Bases 895 to 4755 code for a protein of 1286 amino acids. Gene Ontology annotation, molecular function: guanyl-nucleotide exchange factor activity. Gene Ontology annotation, cellular component: plasma membrane.